AUGUCUGAUCUAUCAAGAGCUACAGCUUUUGAGAUAAAACAAGUGACGGAAGGGAGCGGAUCAUUUCUCAAAGAAAAAAAACAUAAAAGGAAGGAAAAUUAUGAUUCAUGGGACAAGUCGGGGAAGUCUGGGAAGCAUUUUCCUACAGCAAUUAAUCUUGAAUGUUUACUUGAGACAAGAAAAAUGUUGAUAAUUGAACUAAAAUUAGAAGUUUCGGAUACCAAAAUUUAUGAAGUUUGA
This is a messenger RNA of Clunio marinus, 240 nucleotides long. NCBI's taxonomy places the organism in Eukaryota, Metazoa, Arthropoda, Insecta, Diptera, Chironomidae. The record is from the annotation of a GenBank genome assembly.